Sturnus vulgaris (Common starling) is the source of this 984-nucleotide messenger RNA. The record is from RefSeq and is a predicted model, not a curated record. NCBI's taxonomy places the organism in Eukaryota, Metazoa, Chordata, Aves, Passeriformes, Sturnidae.
ACAGCCGCUCCCCUAUUGGCUUCCGCCGCGCCUCGCGCCGCUGAUUGGCUGAGACGCGGCAGCACGGCGCUGCGAUUGGCCCAUGGCGCUGUCAAUCCCGGCGGAGCCCCCGGAGCGCCCGCCCCCGCGGUUAUCAGGUUAGUGCGCGCCGCGGUGCUGCGCUCGGGCUUCCGAGCGGCGCUGGGCGAGCCCGAGUCCCUCCGCGCCCCGCGAUCGGGGGGCUCUGCACGGGGUCACUGCGCCAGCCGAGCCGCGCACCCUCCGCGCCUGCCGCCAGCCACGGACAUGGACAUGAAGAAAAGGAUCCACUUAGAGCUGCGGAACAGGACGCCCUCAGAUGUGAAAGAGCUCGUUCUGGACAACUGCAGGUCGUACGAAGGGAAAAUCGAGGGCCUCACGGAUGAGUUUGAGGAGCUGGAAUUCCUCAGCACAAUCAACGUCGGCUUAACCUCAGUCGCAAACUUACCAAAGUUAAACAAACUCAAGAAGCUCGAGCUGAGCGACAACAGAAUCUCAGGAGGGCUGGAAGUGUUGGCAGAGAAGUGUCCGAACCUCACGCACCUAAACCUAAGCGGCAACAAAAUUAAAGAUCUCGGGACAAUAGAACCUCUGAAAAAGUUGGAAAACCUGAAGAGCUUAGACCUGUUCAACUGUGAGGUGACCAACUUGAACGAUUACAGAGAAAACGUCUUCAAGCUGCUGCCACAGCUGACGUACCUGGACGGAUACGACCGGGAUGACAAGGAAGCGCCGGAUUCCGACGCCGAGGGAUACGUGGAGGGGCUGGAUGACGAGGAGGAGGAUGAGGAAGAGGAGGAAUACGACGACGACGCUCAGGUAGUGGAGGAUGAAGAGGAUGAGGAGGAGGAGGAGGAAGGGGAGGAGGAGGAUGUGAGCGGAGAGGAGGAGGUGAGCCUUGGAAUUCUGCCUCGGGAAUCUCCGGGAUCCGGCUGGGAAGGGCUGGGCAGGGAAUCCGGGAUUUGA